AUGAUCAGAUCCGCAGGGACAAAGAGAGCUCAGCCUGGCUCAGGAGAUGGCAUGUGCGUGUUCAAAUGUGUCAUGAGCCGGGAGACGGAAAGCUGCCGAGUAGGGAAACAAGCUUUUCUCAUCACAGUGGGUUACAGCAGCGUGCUGCUACAGUUUAGGUCAUCCAACGAGUUCUCUACAUUUUAUAAUUCGUUAAAAGUUCAUAAAAACUCCAGUAAAGCCAGCUCAGCAAUCAGCGAAAGGACAGAGGAUGCGUCUGCCUCACAAUACUUCCAGAGACGGAGUGGGAGUUCGAGCAAAGUGGGAGAUCAGGUGGAAGGAAGUUGCAGGGGCAAAGUGACUGAAAGCCUACCCACUGACGGUGGAGUGGAGGGGGCAGGGAACACGAAGCAGGCCAGGAAGGAUGGAGUGGGUUCAGAAGAAGAAGCUCUGUCCCAGUUUCAUGGCUGUUUAUCACAACAACAGAACACGCUGCAGGACUAUAUCGGGACAGCCACGUACCAGAGAGCUAUACUGGAGAACCAUGUGGAUUUCAAAGAUAAGGUUAUUCUGGAUGUCGGCUGUGGAUCAGGAAUCCUCUCAUUCUUCGCUGUUCAGGCAGGAGCGAGAAAGGUCUACGCUGUGGAAGGCAGCGCGAUGUCAAAGUAUGCCGAGAUACUGGUGAAAAGCAAUAACCUUUCCGAACAGGUGAUGGUGCUGGAAGGGAAAAUCGAGGAGAUUUCUAUCCCCGAAAAGGUGGACAUCAUUAUCUCGGAACCUAUGGGCUAUUUGUUAUUUCACGAGAGGAGGAUUGAGAGUUAUCUCCACGCCAAAAAGUGGUUGAAGCCAAACGGGAUGAUGUUUCCCACCUUCGGUGAUGUUCAUUUGGCCCCGUUUUCCGACGAGCAGCUUUACAUGGAACAUUACACCAGGGCCAAUUUCUGGUACCAACAGUGUUUCCACGGGAUUAAUCUCUCUAGUCUCCGCAGUGCGGCUGUGGAAGAGUACUUCAAGCAGCCAAUCGUAGAUACCUUUGACGUGGUCAUUCUGAUGGCGCGCUCUGUCAAGUACACUGUGAAUUUCCUGGAAUCCAAAGAAGACGAUUUGCACCGAAUGGAGAUUCCCUUUGUUUUCCACAUUCUCCAGUCUGGUCUUGUCCACGGCUUGGCUUUCUGGUUUGAUGUAGCCUUUGUGGGCUCACAAAAGACAGUCUGGCUUUCCACAUCUCCCACAGAACCCCUGACACACUGGUAUCAGGUUCGUUGCCUGCUCCAGACCCCGCUCUUUGCCAAAGCUGGAGAAACAUUCUCAGGGAGAGUCCUGCUGGUGGCCAAUAAAAGACAGAGCUACGACAUUCACAUCAUGGCUAUUGUGGACCAGACGGGCUUCAAGUCUGGCAACAUACUAGACUUAAAGAAUCCCUUCUUCAGUUCUUACGAGUGACUCCCCAACGAAAGAGCCCAAUGUGAACCAACACCAGCACAUCUCACGAUCAAGAGACUCGCAAAGAACUGGCAGCGGCGGGACUGCAACCCAACCAGAUCCAGGCGGAAAGCAAUCCGUUCUCUUGGUGACCUGGUCUCCUGGUCACCCACCGUAUCUCCCUUUUCUUGGACAUUCGGUGAGCCUGUAUUCAAACCGGCAAAUAAACGAACGCACCGUGUGUGAAUUUCAA
Molecule: messenger RNA, 1654 nt
Organism: Callorhinchus milii (elephant shark)
Lineage: Eukaryota; Metazoa; Chordata; Chondrichthyes; Chimaeriformes; Callorhinchidae
Gene: carm1l
Product: coactivator-associated arginine methyltransferase 1, like
Exons: 14
Coding region: 1-1422 (473 amino acids)
Biological process (GO): peptidyl-arginine methylation
Molecular function (GO): protein-arginine N-methyltransferase activity
Source: RefSeq, a predicted model, not a curated record